CUUUCUUAAAGCGGUCGACGACAUAUUUUUUGUUAUUCGGACCUAGCCUUGUGGAGAGAGACCGGGACUCCGUUCAUCAGUUCUUAAAGCAGAAAUAAAGUACUGGUCUACAACGGUUAGAAGAAUGGGUGUAGACCUUCAAACAUACCGUGGGAGGAUUGGCUCCUUCAAUUCUGCUGGAAUACAUAAUGCUAGUGUCAAAGGAAGCAGUGUUCUGGGUGACAUUUUCCUGAUGUCACUGAUGACGGGCUCAUUAUCGUUCAUAGGACUGCUUCUUUUCAUGGCAGGAAUAGAAAUAAACCCAGGGCCUCUGACAGGAAAGUGGCCAGACAGUAUUAUCAGUCAGCGGGACAUUGUUGCCAUCGCUGCCUGUAUAGGAGAAGGUCUUCUUACACUUGGGUUGGCUCUUGGAUUUUCUAAAGCACAAAUUGAACAAAUUAAGAUGGAUAAUAGAACGUCUAUAGAACAAGUUGCAUCUCUUCUUUACAAAUGGCGUGAGAAGGAGAGAAAUAAAGCAUCAUUCGAAAAGCUGUUUACUCUCCUUCAAGAUGUUCCGGGGUUAACUGUCAACUGGGAAAAACUCGAGGAAACCUAUUCAUUAGUUGGACAUCACCCUUUUUUCAACGAGGAACUGAAAAAACUUCUUUUGCAACUUGAUUUGACAAACAAAUUUCCCGAAAAGAUAUCUGUGGUAGAAGCUCUUGCAGUAGACAUACAUAAUAAACAGGAAUCAAGCAACGAGGAAAAUCUUAAAAAGGCGCCUUGGAUUUUGUUAAAAAGUCUGUUAUCAGCUGUUUAUUACGCAAGGGAUACUGUGCCAAACCAACUUACAAAAUUGGAAGACACGGGAACACUAGUUGUAGAUUUGGAACACUUUUAUGAUGCUGCACCACAAACAACAGAGGAAGGAGGAUCAAUAAGCAGGCUUGACAUUCUUUGGACAUUAUUUCAUUGCUGUGACCCUUUCGUAAAACAAAUUAUUGUUAGAAAACUAUAUAUUUGCAACUUGGCCGUGCCCUUUCUAUCCAAAGAUUACAGAUCAAAUUUAGUUAAGGCCUUCAUCUGGCCUCUGCGUCAUUUAAGUUUGUCUUUUGAUGAAUCAUCAACGUUUAGUGAGCAUGCUUUUGACAUUUCAACUCAUGUGGUCGCGUUUGGACGUCUUGGUAGACCCACGUUGUCCAAAUCAUGUAUAUUAAAUGAAAUUCUCUCCGACGAAAAAACAAAAACAAAAUUUCCUGUAUUCUAUGAUUACUCAUGCGAGUCACAACAUGAAACGAGGUCUGUGAGUAAAGGAACUGUUGAUUUAUUUUGGUUGCACCCACGUCCAGAAAACUAUAUGGAGAUCAUGACAACUCUUUUUAACAUGAGAGGUAAUUUAGCAGAAGAUUUUAAUGCAUCUUUUUUAAAUCUUACUAAGAACUUAGCUGAUAUAUUAGUUGUAUUUACUGACAUUGAUGACCUUAAAAGAAGCAUUAAGUCUUAUGAACAUAUUCUAAAACGAUUUCAAUUUGUGGUCGUGGUAAUGUCAGGGCUAGUUUUCAGAGACCGAGAUACUUUACAGGUGUUAAAAUACAUAAAUGAAAUUUCAAAAGAAUCAAGCUCUGAUAUUAAAUUUAUUCAGACUAAUAAAGGUCAUGAUGUAAGUAAAACUGGGGAAAUUGUAGAAAAUAUAUUAAUGGUACUAAAAGAGCACUUGAGAGGAAAAAAAGGCGACUCUUUACACGAACGAUUUGAUAGAAAGACGAGCCAAGAUCUUUUAGUUGAAACAAUUUUCCAAGCAGAAUCUAACAAUGCCGAACGGGCUGCAGAUAAUGUACUUCAAGAAAUCAUUCAGGAAACAACGGCGUGGAAGUAUGACAAAAACAUUUCAAUAAAAGAUGACCUUGACCACUGCAGACAUUCAAUAACGCCCUGCUCAUCCAUUUACUCUAGUGAACUAAGUAAGUUAAUUAGAGCGCUUGAGGUAUCACAAUCAUCAGAUGAGUCGGAAAAAAUUCAAGAUCAAAUAUUGGGUGUCCGCAUAAAGCAAACACAAAAUAUAACAGAGAGUGUUGCUUCUUUUGUACAAAAUCUGUGUGAGUGCAAAACAAAUGUUGAAAGACAUUUUUAUAUCAACUGGUUAAAACAUGGAAUGGAAAAAAAAAUGAGAAAACGUAUGCCCCAUUUACAAUUGAUGAAGGAAAACGAAGAGAAAGUCUUAAAACAGCUGCGCUUAAACAAUGCAACAGAACACGAAAUAAAACAACAAGAACUGACUAUAACUGACAUUGAGAAACAAAUUGAAAAUCUUACUUUUGGUGUAGAAUUUCUUUUCAGAGAAACGGCCCACAUAUGCGAUUCAUUUAUAUAUUUAACGGAAGAUACAGAACAGAUAAACCUACCUUCACUGGAAAAAAUAACGAACACAUACGCUGAUUUGGUCAUUCAGGGACAAGUUCAUCUAGAGCUAAUUGACAGCGAUAAUUUUUAUAUGCCAACCCUUUGGAUUAGAAAUGUUCUUGCUUCGAUCAAUGCUAAACUAAUCAAUUCGAAGCUGAUUACAGUGUCUGUUUUGGGAUUACAAAGCUCGGGCAAAUCAACUUUGUUGAAUACCAUGUUUGGUGUACAUUUUUCCGUCAGUUCAGGUCGAUGUACAAGAGGAAUUUAUGCACAGUUGUUGCCAAUGAGGUGUAAGUUUACAGGAAUCUCUCCCUUUAAUUAUUUAAUGGUUGUUGAUUCGGAAGGUCUAAGGUCAUCAGACCUUUUAACUGUAUUAUACAGUUACAACCGUGAUAACGAAAUGGCUACUUUUGUUACUGGAUUAGGAAAUAUUUCAAUCAUGAAUAUCAUGGGAGAGCAUAUUUCCGAUCUGAAAGACAUUUUACAGAUAGUUAUUAAUGCUCUGCUACGCCUGUAUGAAGCAAAUAAUGCUCUUCCAAAAGAUCAAAGAUGCUUUCUUGUGCACCACAAUGUGUCAGAACACGCAGCUAAGAAAAAAAUGUCAGCAGGGAUUAAAAGGUUCGUGGAAUGUUUAGACGUUGUAACUGAAGAGGCUGCAAUCCAAGAAGGUUCUUUAUCAAAACGUUUCACUGAUGUCAUUCAAUUUGAUCACGAUUCAAGCGUACAAUAUAUACCCUGCCUUUGGCAAGGGGUUUAUCACUUAAAGCAUGUUAACACUGAGUAUAGCUCCGCUAUUAUCAAGUUAAAACAUUGUCUUAUGAACUCGGCAAUGAAUAUUGACUCAGGCAAAUCAUUUACUGAUUUUGGAAUACAAGCAGUUGAUUUAUGGAAAGGAGUUAUUUCAGAAAAUUUUGUGUUUUCCUUCCGGAACAGGUUGGAAAUUAAAGCAUACUGCACGAUAUUUGAACAAAUAAACAGAGCGCUGUGGCGUGAGGAGAUGUCUGUUAGAAAAAAAGUACUGACUUGUUCUCAAGGCAGCCUUUCACAAUGUAAAUUAGAAACAAAUGUAGAAGACGAAAGGAAUAAACUGAGAUAUGAAACUUCCAAUGCGAUUGAACAAUUUACAGAGUCAGCAUUAACCAUGUGCGAAAAAAUUUUUGGUGAGAGUGAAUAUAAAGAUAUAGCAUUUAAAUGGAAAUGCGACAUUCAUUUGUAUAUUAAAAAGAGAUCUGAUGAAAUACAUAGUAGUUUAGUUAAAGAACUUAACAACAGUUGUGAAAUCAAAAAAUUUGAACUUUCCACUUUAAAGCUAAUGAAGGACAAACGAACCUUGCUGAAAUCAGAGGCCACUAAGCUUGCAAAAACAUUACGCAAAAAGGGGAAUGGAAUUGAUCGAAAAACCAUUGAUAGUUCAUUUAAUAAGAUAUGGAAAAGGUAUAAAAAUGAAAAUGUUUGCGACAAAAUUGACUUUCACGAAUUAACAAAGCUACAUGUGCUUGAAAAAUUCAAAAAUGAUAUUAAAAUUCUCCAGAAAGUGAUCAAGCAUACAACAGAACCAACUACAUUAAGAAAUAGUUUUGCCUCAAGUCCUUUUUGUCGCACCGAUAUAAACACUGACGAACCAAAUGAAGCUAAACAGAUAAUACUUUAUAUUUGCGCUCUCACAGACAGAGUUCAUUUAUGGGACAAGAACCACUAACAGCUAUUGGAUUGAAAAGGGCUGGUGCAUUUUCACCAGCCAAUAUUUAUUGUAUGAUUAUUAUAUAAUUGAGAUUAUGAGUGAAAUUAUAAGUACAAGUCCCAUAAAGUUGGGCGUACAAAAAAGUCCUUUCUGAAUGUACAAUAUUAACUCACAAAUACAAAGUUGAACAGGCAGAAAGGAGGUGGGGUGGGUUGGAGGAAAAAUAUUCGACAGCGAAGCUGCUUGUUGAUCAUCUGCGUGGGCUUGGAAAUUGCAAUGACGUACUGCGCAACUUCCGCCACGCUUCAAGUGUAAACAGGUUAUGUUACACUAAUUGAAAUAAGAACAUCCAGACACCACGCUGACCAGCUCC
This is a messenger RNA of Mya arenaria, 4433 nucleotides long. Its product is annotated as interferon-induced very large GTPase 1-like. The record is from RefSeq and is a predicted model, not a curated record. NCBI's taxonomy places the organism in Eukaryota, Metazoa, Mollusca, Bivalvia, Myida, Myidae. The coding region runs from base 125 to 4078 and encodes 1317 amino acids. The transcript is spliced from 4 exons. Gene Ontology annotation, molecular function: protein binding; GTP binding. Gene Ontology annotation, biological process: signal transduction.